AUGUGGACAAUGAGUAUGGCCCAAGUCUGUGUGCCCAUCUGCACUCUUAUACUUGUUAUUUCUCUUCGCUCGUUUGCUGAGGAGCAUGACGUCACUCCGCGACUCACCUUCUCCUAUGAUGCAAAUGAGAGAACAUGCAGAAGUUUCUCAUCGAACGGCGUUGUCAAUUUCACAUCACUCCUACUCAGUAAAGAAGACAACAUGCUGUACGUCGGCGCACGCGAGAUUCUCUUUGCGCUCAACCUUUUGGACAUCAGCGCAACAAAGCUGCAACGAAAUCUCACGUGGAAAACUCCGGACAAAAAGCGAGGCGAGUGCAGUUUCAAAGGAAAAGACUUGCAAACGGAUUGUUUCAACUACAUCAAGAUCUUGCUGCCAGUGAACAGCACUCAUCUAUAUGUGUGUGGAACGUAUGCCUUCAGCCCCAUCUGUGCUUAUAUUAACACUGCCAACUUCUCCCUAGUCAGACAUAACUCCGGUGAGAUUAUAACCGAGGACGGACGAAGCCGUUGCCCCUUCAACCCAGAGUAUAAGUCCACCGCUAUCAUGGCUAAUGGAGAGCUGUAUGCUGGCACAGUCAGCAAUUUCCAGGGAAAUGAGCCCAUCAUUUACAAGAGUCUUAGCCAAGGAACCACUCUCAAAACGGAGAACUCUCUCAAUUGGCUUCAAGAUCCGGCAUUCGUCGGCUCCGCCUACAUCCAAGAGAGCCUGCCUGAGGGCAACCCGGUGGGCGACGACGAUAAGAUUUACUUCUUCUUCAGCGAGGCGGGCAAGGAGUUUGAUUUCUUUGACAACACAGUGGUGUCGCGUAUCGCUCGCGUGUGCAAGGGAGACCUAGGAGGAGAGAGGGUCUUGCAGAAAAAGUGGACCACCUUCCUCAAAGCGCAACUGUUGUGCUCGUUGCCUGAUGACGGUUUCCCCUUUAACAUCAUACAGGAUAUGUUUGUGUUAACUCCCAGCCCUCAGGACUGGAAGAAAACCGUAUUUUACGGAGUCUUCACCUCUCAGUGGUACAACGGCGCCUCGGGAACAUCUGCUGUGUGUUCUUUCACCAUGGAGCAGGUGGAAAAGGCUUUCAGCGGACGGUACCGUGAGGUCAAUAGAGAAACCCAACAGUGGUACACAUACAACCAUCACGUCCCAGAACCGCGGCCUGGAGCGUGUAUCACGAAUGCGGCCCGCAAACAAGGCGUCUUGUCAUCACUGGACAUGCCCGACAAGGUCCUGAAUUUCGUCAAAGACCACUUCCUAAUGGACAACGUGCUUCGUAGUCAGCCCCUGCUGCUCAAACGCCACGCUCGCUACACGCAGAUCGCCGUCCAUCAAGUAGUGGCGGGAAGCAAGGCCUACCAUGUGCUCUUCAUUGGAACAGAUGAUGGCCGACUCCAUAAAGCCAUGAGUGUCAAAAACAAGAUGCACAUCAUUGAGGAGCUGGUACUCUUCCGUGACUCGCAGCCAGUGCACCACAUAGAACUGGACUCGGAUAAGGGCCUUCUGUAUGUUUCCACUUUUUCUGAACUGGUGGAGGUCCCACUAGCUAACUGCACUAAUUACCAGAGCUGCGGGGAGUGUAUCCUCUCCAGGGACCCGUACUGCGCCUGGAACGGCAGACAGUGCGUUGAUGUCAGACGGGCUCCGCCAAGCAUUGUACUUCAGCGGGAUGUGGACAAUGCAGACGCUUCAGCUGUUUGCAACAAAACUGUGGCUAGCGCGCGGUUUGCUAAGUCUGCACGUGCACGAAUGUCGUCUUGCCAGACUAUCGUUAUCCCCGCCAACACCUUCCAAGUGCUGCCGUGCAAGCUGCGCUCCAAUCUGGCUGAGAGGUCGUGGAAGUUCAGCGAGACUUCCGGUCACUUUCACUACCAAAGCCCGGAGGGGGGGCUGGUGGUAGUCGCUCAGGCGGACAGACAGGAGACCUACGAGUGCUGGUCGGUGGAGGAAGGCUUCCAACAGCUCUUGGCGAACUACUGCGUACGUGCCGAGACCAGAAGCGAAAGCAGCACCCAGAGGGGCCGACCGCGUACCUCUUCCGCCUCGCAAGAUCAUUUCGUCCUCCUUCCCGGAGAGGCUCACUCCCCGCAGAUCAACACCAAAACUUACUGGAACGAACUCAUCGUAGUGUGCUCGCUCCUGGCGUUCGCCUUGCUGGUCUUCUCCUUGUUCCUGGUCUACAGGAACCGCGAUCACAUGAAGUCCAUGCUCAAGGAAGGUGAGUGCCCUAACAUGCAACAGAAGAAGCCCAAGCCCGCUGAGAACUUACCGCUGAACGGCAACGCCGUGGCGGUCUCGGUGCCGGACCACAAGGGCUAUCAGACGCUUCACGACAACUACACGUGCGGAACGCCUCCGCACGAGUGCUCGUCGCCGGACGACGGCAAGAGCUUUUCCGAGUCGGAUAGGAGGCCGCUGGACUUGCAGGAGAGCCACGUGGAGAUCUCGUCCAUCAGCCCGCGACCUCGAGUCAGACUGGGAUCAGAGAUUAAAGACUCGGUAGUGUAA
Messenger RNA from Nerophis lumbriciformis (worm pipefish), 2499 nucleotides. NCBI's taxonomy places the organism in Eukaryota, Metazoa, Chordata, Actinopteri, Syngnathiformes, Syngnathidae. The record is from RefSeq and is a predicted model, not a curated record.